Molecule: messenger RNA, 1373 nt
Organism: Physcomitrium patens
Lineage: Eukaryota; Viridiplantae; Streptophyta; Bryopsida; Funariales; Funariaceae
Product: chlorophyll a-b binding protein 8, chloroplastic
Biological process (GO): photosynthesis, light harvesting
Cellular component (GO): membrane
Source: RefSeq, a predicted model, not a curated record
UGGUGGGCGGUGGGUUGCGAUAUCCGAGCUGCAGCGCUGCGUGUGGCCGCGCGAGUGUGUGGCUGUGGCCUCGCGAGUUCUCCAUUGCUGGGCCUGGCACAGCCCCAAUCCGGUGCCCGCCUCGCUCCAGUCCCCGCUGCUUCAACUUGUGGGGAGCUCCCUUUCUUUCUCUUGAUCGGAGUCCCACCUUCCCCGCGCCCCUUCUCUCUGUGUUGCACACCCCCCGCGCUGUGGGAAGUAGCAGUGUGUCCAGCGUGCUCAACAGCAAUGGCGACCACAGUGACUGCUAGAUGCGCCGUGUCUUCCUUCAAGGCCUCCGUUUCCUCCGCCGCCCUCGAGGGAAAGAGGAGCACUGUGUUUGGUACCAACGUGCCGAGCACCAUCAACAUUGUGCCCCAGAAGGCCGCGUCGUCUGCCAGGACUGUCGUCACCAAAGCCCAGCUUAGCCCUACUGGUGGAAGCAAGAGGAGCCUCAUCUUUGCCUCCAAGCAAAGUCUGUCAUACCUCGAUGGAACUUUGCCCGGUGAUUACGGCUUCGACCCUUUGGGUUUGAUGGACCCUGAAGGCGCCGGUGGCUUUAUUGACCCCCAAUGGCUUCCAUACGCCGAGAUCAUCAACGGCCGGUUCGCCAUGCUCGGAGCUGCCGGUGCUAUCGCACCCGAGAUCCUAGGCAGGAUUGGUCUGAUCCCUCAGGAGACCGCUAUCCCUUGGUUCCAGAGUGGCGUGAUCCCACCCGUGGGCAACUACAGUUAUUGGGCCGACCCCUACACGCUGUUCGUGUUGGAGCUGGCGUUGAUGGGAUUCGCCGAACACAGACGUGCGCAGGACUACUACAAACCCGGAUCCAUGGGCAAGCAGUACUUCCUAGGGCUGGAGAAGUUUUUGGGAGGCUCUGGCAACCCAGCAUACCCAGGAGGCCCCAUCUUCAACUUUUUGGGAUUCGGGAAGAACGAGAAAGAGUUAAAGGAGCUGAAGUUGAAGGAAAUUAAGAACGGGCGCCUGGCUAUGAUGGCGGUGCUGGGCUACUUCAUCCAGGCCAUCUUCACGGGCGUGGGCCCGUUCCAGAACCUGUUGGACCAUUUGGCUGAUCCAGUGCACAACAAUGUGCUGACGAACUUGAAAAUCCACUAGAGCCUGUGGGAUUUGUAGAUGUGGGCUGUGAUAGCAUCGUCGUCUCCUCGGGGUGUGGUUGCAUACGAAGGCCUCCUCUUCUCUGACUCUUCUCUUUGCAACUCGUUGACGAGGUCUUAGGAAAUGUAAAUGUAUUAUGGAAUUGGCACCAAUAUCUUGCAAAACCAUGAAGCUAGCACUGUGUAACUGAUCAUUGUUUCGUGCUACCUCGAUCGAUGGUGCCUAAACAUGUACCUUUCUUG